Ahaetulla prasina is the source of this 2556-nucleotide messenger RNA. RefSeq names its product vomeronasal type-2 receptor 26-like. Gene Ontology annotation, molecular function: G protein-coupled receptor activity. NCBI's taxonomy places the organism in Eukaryota, Metazoa, Chordata, Lepidosauria, Squamata, Colubridae. Gene Ontology annotation, cellular component: membrane. Gene Ontology annotation, biological process: G protein-coupled receptor signaling pathway. The coding region runs from base 1 to 2556 and encodes 851 amino acids. The record is from RefSeq and is a predicted model, not a curated record. The transcript has 6 exons.
AUGACAUGCAGAAUCCGAGACCCUUUCCCAAUUGCUCACAAAUAUUUUCAAGCAGGUGACCUCAUUAUUGGUGGAAUUACUUCAUUCGUCUUCAUAAGUAGAGAUGUAGAAAGCUUUGAGGAAGUUCCCAAGCAUUCUGCUAUUGGUGAACCACUAAUCCUGAUAAAAUAUUAUCAACAUAUUUUGACUAUGAUAUUUGCUGUGAAAAGGAUCAAUGACAAUCACCAGCUCUUACCUAACAUCACCUUGGGCUUCAGAAUCUAUGAUAGUUAUGGUGGAGAGUGCACAUAUCAUGCUACAAUGGAACUUUUCUCCAGUCAGAACCGAUUCACUCCCAACUACAAGUGUGGCAUCCUGAACAAACUUGUAUCCAUCAUCGGGACUCUUGAUCCUUCAAUUUCUUUUGAUAUGGAAGAUAUUUUAGGCAUUUUCAAAGUUCCACAAUUUCUAUAUGGACCUCCUCCAAGUAAUGAAUGUAAAACUGAAAUCCCCUUCUAUUACCACAUGGUUCCAGAUGAAGAAUUCCAUUUCAGGGGGAUUCUUCAGCUACUUUUGCACUUCGGGUGGACCUGGGUUGGGAUACUUGUGAAAGGAUACGGUGGAGCAAACUUUGAACAACUGAUUUUUUCAUGGUUUUCUCUCCAUGGAAUCUGCAUUGCCUUCUUAGAGCAGCUCAGAACAAUUUAUAUAAGUAAUGUGGAUGAUGGUCUGAAACUGCUUGUGGGUACAUUUCAACUUUAUAGUAACAGCAAUGCUAAAAUUGUGAUAAUCAAAGAUAAAUAUGUUUUAGAAUUAAGAUGGUUGUUAUAUCUCCCUGAAAUGGAAAUAGUUUCUAUAAAGCCAAAAGGCAAGGUGUGGAUCAUUGCUUCCCAAAUGGGUCUUGCAUCAUUCUUUUAUCAGAAGAACUGGGACAUCCAAGUCCUCCAUGGUGCUCUGACCUUUGCAGCUUCUUCAAAUGAGGUUGAAGGAUUCCAACAUUUUCUUCAGACAAGAAACCAUUUCUCAUUCUUUCCCCAAGAUGGUUUCAUUAAAGAUGUAUGGGAACAGGCAUUUGGCUGUGUAUUUCCAGACCCAUCUGAGAAUGAUGAUCCUGAGGGUAUCUGCACUGGGAAAGAGAAAUUGGAGAGCCUUCCUGGGGCAUUUUUUGAAAUGAGGAUGACCAGUUCCAGUUCCAGUAUAUAUAAUGCAGUGUAUGCUGUGGCACAUGCUUUACAUGCCAUUCAGGUAGCUCAACAACCACAUAAGAGAAUGUUGAGUGGCAGGAAACCUAAUCUUCAGGAUGUACAGCCAUGGCAGCUUCAUUCCUUUCUUAAAAGAAUUGCAUUUAAUAACAGUGUUGGGGAUAAAAUUUAUUUUGAUAAGAAAGGAGAAUUGAUUACAGGAUUGGAUCUUGAGAACUGGAUCACAUUCCCCAACCAGUCUAUCCAUCGAGUGAAAGUUGGGAAGCUGGAUCCCUGGGCUGCUGAAGGCCAAAUGUUCACCAUUCAUGAAGCAGCCAUUACUUGGCUCAGCACUUUCAACCAAAAGAUACCUAUUUCAGUAUGUACUGAGAGCUGCCUCCCUGGAUAUUUCAAAAGAAAGCAGGAGGGAAAGCCAUUUUGCUGUUAUGAUUGCCAUCCAUGUCCCAAAGAGAAAAUGUCAAGCCAGAAAGACAUGGAUGACUGUUCCAAAUGCCCAGAAGAUCAAUAUCCAAACAAGACCCAGGAUUUUUGUCUUCCAAAAAGAAUAUCCUUCUUAUCCUAUGAGGAACCAAUGGGAAUAAGUUUAGUGGUUCUAACAAUUUUCUUUUUUCUUUGCACAACUUUGGUGCUGGCAACAUUUCUGAAAUAUAACCAUACUCCCAUUGUCAAGGCCAAUAACCAAAAUCUUACCUAUGUUCUUCUCACCUCCCUCCUCCUCUGCUUCCUUUCCUCACUGCAGUUCCUUGUUUCACCAGGCGAUAUAAUAUGUCUCUUUCGACAAAUUAGCUUUGGCAUCAUCUUCUCAGUGGCUGUGUCUUCUGUGCUGGCAAAAACCAUCACUGUAGUUUUAGCUUUCAUGGCCACCAAGCCAGGAUCCAGGAUGAAGAAAUGGGUAGGAAGAGAUCUGGCCACAUCCAUUGUUCUUACCUGUUCCCUGAUUCAGACAGGCAUCUGUAUGGUGUGGCUGUUCACAUUUCCCCCUUUCCCUGACAUUGACACCCAUUCAGAAAUAGAGGAAAUCAUACUCCAGUGCAAUGAAGGCUCAUCUACCAUGUUCUACUGUGUCCUUGGCUACAUGGGCUUUCUGGCAACUGCAAGUUUCACAGUAGCCUUUUUCUCCAGGAAUCUCCCCAGCAGUUUCAAUGAGGCCAAAUGCCUCACUUUCAGCAUGCUGAUCUUCUGCAGUGUAUGGAUCUCUUUUGUUCCAUCCUACCUGAGCACCAAAGGCAAAUACAUGGUGGCUGUGGAGGUUUUCUCCAUUUUGGCCUCCAGUGCAGGGUUGCUGGUCUGCAUAUAUUUCCCCAAAUGUUACAUAAUUAUUUUUAGACCAGAGCUAAACAACAGGGAGCAACUCAUCAAGAGAAGAAAUUUGUAA